AUUAGAGAAGCGCCUUUGCCUUUGCGAUUUCGAAUGGUUCAACUCGGCCGAUUGAUAGACAUUUUCCAACGAAUCGCCCCGCGCGGAAUCGUUAGCGAACGCGUCCUGGUUUACGUCCUCCAGGACCUGGUAUCCUGUGGAGAGGAGGACUGUUACCCGCCUUUUGUGCCGUGCGCCUGGCGACAAUUGCGACCUCCGGAUAUCGAGAUAUUGGUCGAGCAACUUUUUGGCGCCGCCGAAUAUAUCGAAUGGCGAGAGUUCAUUCUGUACGCGAUGGAUCUGCCUGUGCCAUCGCAUCAGGAUAUUCUAAAGGCGCGCGCAGCCUUCAAGAUGCAAGAUCCUGAGUCAAGGGAGGUAGUCACCUGCGAGCAAUUUCACUCGGCACCCUUAUGGUUCCUCGAAAUUUCCACUUUUCACGAGAAUCUCUUGGACGAGGAGCUCGAUUACAACAAUUCCGAUACGGUAAAGGAUGUAAUGUUACGCGAGAAAGCGCGAUUAGGCGAGCGAGUUUCGGGUUUGAAGAGCGACCUCAUAGAAACGUGGGAGGAUAAUUCUGAUACAAUAUUGAGGCUGAUGCUGGCGAAGGAACUUCUUUGCCGAAUGUACCUAGUAAAUCGAGAUUCUGUUCAUUAUACGGCUAUGCUAUUAGCCUUUUGCAAGGCUGAAAAUCCUAGUGAAGGUCUUGGAAAGGCGUUCACUCUUGCUAUGGGUGCUAAAGUUUGUACCGACGUAAUAGAAGGUGAGAAAUACGUCAAAGAGUUUGUCGAAGAGAAGCGUCGUGCUAAGGAGUUGAAAUUGAACCAGGAUUAUGUUCGAGAGGAAGCUAAUGAGGUAACUCAAAAUUUAUUAAAACAAAUGUAUAAUGUAAAACAAGAAAAAAAUAAAUGUUACAUCCUCUUGAGUAAAAGGCGACAUAUCCGGUUUCACAUAGUGCGAGAAAUUAUGAAUUACAUAAUAAAUGAAACGAUAAAAGCUGUCACUAUGUUUGAGAGAUCUCGCGACUUAGAUCCGAAACGUCAAAUAAUGAUACAGCAGUUAAACGGAUUGGAAGAGAUAGAUCCGGCAGGGUUCUUACCACCGGAAAAGAUAUCCGAACACCUAGUUACAGAAGAUCCAUCGAUGAUCAAUGACGAACACGAAUACGAGCAGUUUCCCGUGUCAACCGAAGACGGAAUGCCGGAAGAUCGCGAGAGGAUCCAGCAGCACGAAAAGAUAAUCUAUUGGUUACCGCGGGAUAUAUGCCUGACGGUUCUGUCCACGUGUCUGCCGUGGCUUGCAUCACAAAUGGAUCUUUUUCAAACCACUCUGAGCCUUCGCGAAGGAAUAGUUCGUGUGUACGAUGAUUUAAGAGACGAAGAGCUAAAUGAUGAGAAAGAUCUUGUUUUAGCACAUCGUCUAGUGAACCACAUUUUCAUCCGCGAAUUACUUCGCGCUUCUAGCAAAUUUACUUCGAAAAACAUGGCAGAUCUGCUCCGCAAUAUUUUAAAAAGUCGAGUCGAGAAAGUAGUGUAAGAAAGUUCAUUUUUAAAAAUACAUAGAA
This is a messenger RNA of Pogonomyrmex barbatus (red harvester ant), 1540 nucleotides long. Its product is annotated as sperm flagella and cilia-associated protein 2-like. The record is from RefSeq and is a predicted model, not a curated record. NCBI's taxonomy places the organism in Eukaryota, Metazoa, Arthropoda, Insecta, Hymenoptera, Formicidae.